This is a messenger RNA of Catharus ustulatus (Swainson's thrush), 8505 nucleotides long. RefSeq names its product zinc finger CCHC-type containing 14 (gene ZCCHC14). The coding region runs from base 43 to 3273 and encodes 1076 amino acids. Lineage: Eukaryota; Metazoa; Chordata; Aves; Passeriformes; Turdidae. Gene Ontology annotation, molecular function: zinc ion binding; phosphatidylinositol binding; nucleic acid binding. The record is from RefSeq and is a predicted model, not a curated record. The transcript is spliced from 13 exons.
GGUGUGCGAGCCCCGGCCGGGGCGUGCUCGGCGCGGGGCACCAUGGUGGAGAAGCGGUGCCCGCGGCUGCAGCGGGACGGCGUGUACCGCUGGUUCUCCGAGCUGCCCUCCCCGCAGCGCGUGGAGUUCCUGUGCGGCCUCCUGGACCUGUGCAUCCCGCUGGAGCUGCGCUUCCUGGGCGCCUGCCUGGAGGACCUGGCCCGCAAGGAUUAUCACUCCCUGCGCGACUCCGAGAUCAAGGCGAACAACCCCGCCGACCUGGGCAGCCUCACCAACCUGACGGACGAGGUGGUGCGCAGCAAGCUGCUGGUGUCCCUCGCCCUGCUGGGCUCUGCCCACCGCGAGGCCGCCGGGGUCCUGUUCCGCACCCUCACCCACAUCGACUCGGUCAUCAACAACUACGGGCUGCAGCUCAACGAGGGCCGCACGGGGGAUGAGUUCCUGUUGCUCUUCACCAUGGCAUCCAACCACCCGGCGUUCAGCUUCCACCAGAAGCAGGUGCUGAGGCAGGAGCUCACCCAGAUCCAGAGUCUCAUGGCCAGCACCAGCAAGAAUCCCAGCACCUCUACCCUCAACACCAUGGCAACCUAUCCUGGCUGCCACAAGGUCACUCCAAGAUCAGAGACCCCCAUCAAUAGUGUCAGUAACAGUUUGGAAAAUGUGCUCCACACAUCCACACAUUCCAUGGAGGAGUCACUACCCAAGAGGCCUUCAGGGAAACACUCCAAAGUGAGUGUUGAAAAAGUGGAAUUAAAGGGACUGGCACACAAGAAGAAUGAAAGAAAUGUUGAGUAUUCCUUUGAGGUCCUGUGGUCUGAUUCUUCGGUGACGUUGGUAACCAAAUCUUCUGCUGAAGUGACUGAAUUUAUUUCAAAGCUGUCUCAGCUGUAUCCAGAAGAAAACUUGGAGAAAUUCAUUCCCUGCUUAGCUGGUCCAGAUUCAUUUUACCUGGAACGGAACCAUGUGGACCUGGAGUCAGACCUGAGGUACCUGGCCCCGUUCCCUUCCCAUGUGGUGAAAAACGACCACGUCAGGAAGUUCUUCAGCACUUCAUCUCCCUCCCAGCAACUUCAGAGCUCAAAUCCUGGCAACCCCUCCCUGUAUAAAGUAGGAACUACGCUGGGAACAUCUGGAAGACCCAUCUGUGGGGUGGCUGGAAUUCAGUCCUCCCAGAACCACGUGCAGCACUCGGCUGCAGCCGCCGUGUCUCUGCCGCACUGCUCGCACGCGGCAGGCGCCGGCUCCUCGCUGGCCUAUCGCUCCCAGCUGGAAAACUCCUCCCCAGCCAUGCUGAUGUCUUCCAGCCCUCAGACCCCUCAGCCACAGGAGCAGAACGGGAUCCUGGACUGGCUCAGGAAGCUGCGCUUGCACAAGUAUUACCCUGUCUUCAAACAGCUCACCAUGGAAAAGUUUCUGAGUCUUACUGAGGAAGAUCUAAAUAAGUUUGAGUCCCUCACCAUGGGAGCAAAGAAGAAGCUGAAGACCCAACUAGAGCUGGAGAAGGAGAAAUCAGAGAAGCGGUGCCUGAACCCCUCCACAGCCUCCCCAGUGAGCAGCAGUGGCGUGGCCAGGGUUCCCCCCACCUCCCACGUGGGGCCCAUCCAGAGCAUCCGGGGCAACCACGCCGCAGAGCUGCGAGUGGACGUGGAUCAGCCAACCCACCCCCUGCCCCGGGAGGGCAGCUCCUCCGAGUACUCCAGCUCCAGCUCCAGCCCCAUGGGCAUCCAGACGCGCGAGGAGAGCUCGGACAGCGCCGAGGAGAACGAGAGACGCCUGGAGCUCCACCUGGACUCCUCAGACAAGGAGAAGCCGGUGAUGCUGCUGAACCAUUUCCCCUCGAGCUCUGCCAGGCCCACGGCGCAGGUGCUGCCCGUGCAGAACGAGGCUGGCUCGGGCCCCGGCGGCCACCACGCGCUGCCCAUGCAGAUGCUGUCCCCCAGCCCCUCCCACAUCACCCCCAUCCGCAUGCUGGGCUCCGUGCACAAAGCCGAGCGCGGCUCCGCAGACAUGAAGCUGCUCUCGUCCUCUGUGCACUCCCUCUUGUCCUUGGAAGAAAGGAAUAAAGUGUCUCCCGGCUCGAGGGGCAGCAUCAAGAUGGAGAAGGGCUUUGGGAACGCCGUGGUGGACGUCAUGUCCGCGUCCUCUCCGCACCAACCCCUGCAGGUGCUGUCGGGGGGCGCCGAGAGCAACUCCCCCACGUCCACCAUGAACUUUGGGCCUCGCACCAAAGUCGUCCACGCUUCCACUCUGGACAGAGUGAUCAAACCAGCCCAGCAGCCAGGACUCAUAGUGGAGACGAGCACUGCUGCCACGGUGACGUCCAGCACAGUCUUCCACGUGGCUCGUCCGCCCAUCAAGCUCCUGGUGUCGUCGUCUCUUCCCACCGACUCCGCCAUGGCCGGACAGACUUCCUGCUCCAGUAAUAUGCAAAUAACGGUGUCCCCCGCAAUAAUCAACCCCCGGACUGCUCUGUACACAGCCAACACCAAAGUUGCCUUUUCUGCCAUGAGCAGCGUGCCCGUGGCGCCCAUGCAGGGCAGCUUCUGCGCCAACAGCAACGCGGCCUCCUCCAGCAGCCACCCGUCCCCGUCCUUCACCACCAUGGCCAACCUGCCCAGCUGCCCCGCGCCCAGCUCCAGCCCCACGCUCUCCUCCGGCGCCGACAACAACUUCUACAGCGGCGGCGGCGGCGGCGGCUCGGCCGGGAGCGUGCCCGUCCCCAACCAGAACCAUCACCACCACCACCACCAGCAGCCGCCGCCGCAGCCCCCCGGCUGCAUGGUGUGCAGCUCCUGCGGCUGCAGCGGCAACUGCGGCUCCAGCGGCAUGACCGUCAGCUACGCCAACUAUUUCCAGCACCCCUUUUCAGGACCUUCCAUGUUUACUUUCCCUUUCCUGCCCUUCAACCCCCUGUGUAGCAACGGCUACAUCAACACGCAGCAGUACAACAGCAGCACCACGUUCCCCGUGGUGCACACGGCCUACAACAGCGGCCUGGCCCCCGACUCGGUGAUGGCAGGACAGUCCACCUUCGCUGUGCCCCCCAUGCAGAACUUCAUGGCGGGCACAGCCGGGGUGUACCAGGCACAGGGGAUGAUGGGCAACGGCAACGGGUCGAGUCACAAAAAAAACGGCAACCUGUCGUGCUACAACUGCGGGGCCAGCGGGCACAGAGCUCAGGACUGCAAACAGCCGCCCAUGGAUUUCAAUCGGCAAGGUACGUUCAGGCUGAAGUACGCCCCUCCCUCUGAAAGUCUGGACUCCACAGACUGAGCUUUCCCCACCUGGCACCACGAUGCUGUAAAGCCAUGGAGAGCGACGGAGAUCGAACCACAAAACUGAGACGUCCAGUUGCUGUUAAGCUUAAUGUAUUUUUUAAUCCAAAGGUGCUUUACUUUAUUAGACUAGGUAGAAAAUCUAGCUUAGGGGUGCAGCCAACCCAGUUUUGAUUGCCAAAUCCAAGCUUUGUUGUUGGAACUCCUGACUGCGUGUCCUCGGAGCGAUGGAUGGACAGAUGGAUGGUGGAGCUGGCCAGCUGCAGUUCCUGCUGGAAGUACAACAUCCCCUGGGCUUUUUUUGGCUGGAGAACGUUGCCACAAUGGGACUUUUCCAAGGUGAAAGGCCUGACUCCAGGGCAGCUGUGUUCUGAGGAGGAAGGUAGGAGUGGCCGGAAGGACUUUGGCACCCCUGGGCUAGGUAAAAUGUCUACUUUUUUUCAAAAGUGAUCAGGCACUAAUCUCUGGGAUUUUUAAGGAUUGCACUACAGAAGAAUGUAAAACUCUUCAAGCUUUCUGCACUUUUAGCAGACAGUGUCACUCUGAGACCAGUGCAAGAGGCAAAGAAGUUCCAACCUUUACAAAUUGGCACCAGCAGGCUUACGGGACUUAAUUCCACAAUAAAAAUCCUAAAAAUUCUCUUUUUUUUCCCUUCCAAAAGAACACACACAGCAGUUUCGAUUCCUUCUGGAAACAAACUCGUGCUUCAUUGUCUCACCUAUUUCUAGCUAGUGCUGGCUUCCCAGCACUGGAAUAAACUUAGUUUCCAAGGGUCCAAGUCCCAGAGACUCCAGAGUCAUAAAGGCUUCAAGGAUAUUUUCCUGUUAUACACAAAACCUUUACGUCCUGUUACUGUAUAUAGGUCUCUUUCACAGAAACCUUAUUAUUCUGCUUUUGUAAAUGAAUUUUAAACCAUCCUUAAAAAAACAAAAAAAAAAAAAUCAAACUAAGAACUCUGGCAGCAGAGUUGAUAAGCUUUUGCUUUACUUUAUAUAAAAUACCCUUUGGCUCCUUAGCCCAGGAUUCAGGAGUGGUGGGAGUCAAACAUGUAAAAGGUAGUAAAAAACUUCAUUAUUAUCAAGACUUGGAAGGAUUUCUUGUCGGCCUCCUUCGUUGCAGUAGGUUGUAGAUGAGUAGCUUUGGUGUUAACUACUUAGUCCAUCAUUUGUGGGUGACAAAUCUAAAUUAGGACUCGAGAGGAAGCCAAACCCAUCUCGAACUGCUAAUUUGAAACACUUUGGUCCUGUCUGGUUGAAAGAAGAUCCUAAUCCUCAUGGCUCCCCCCCUGGGAAUUUGAAGGCAUUAAAUGGGUGAGGCCUCCUCUGUAGAAGUGUCUGACAGAGAGAUCUUUGCAUCCUGUAAUUUGGGAGACACCUUUAAAGUCUGAAGCCUUGUUUACACUUGGAGGUAAUUCCUUACAGCAGGAUGAAUCCAUAGGAACUGGGGAGUCCUCUGGGAGCAGGAGGGUUUGGAGCUGUGCAGAGCUGCCCCCAGGAGAUGGGAGGGGAAGGAACAUUCUGGGCCAUCCCUGUGUCCCAGGGCAGGCUCAGCCUCACGGGAUCAUGAGCAUCAUGAAUGUGGGUGGGCAGAACCAAACUCGGCCCAGGGAGGGAUCCAAAAUCUGAAUUUGCAGAACGGUUGGUUUAAACAAGCAAACAAAAAAAUUACCCUUUUUAUUGCUAUGCAAUAAGAGCCCCCUGAUUUGUGUGUCCCCAGCCCAGCUCUUGGCUCUGCCUGUGUUUGAGGAUGUUCCCUGUGUUCCCAUGAACCUUCAGACCUACAACACUAAAGGGAUGAAUACUGACAAUGCAAUUUACUUUGCCUUAAUGAGCUCGAGACAAUGGUAGGAACAGUCUGUCCCACUGCAUCAUGCCCAAGGAAAAUGUGCAGUUCCAUGUUUACUAUUUGCAGCUUUGAGGGUCUCUCCAGUGGCCUGGAACAUGUGCUGAAAGCCAAACUUAGUGUUAUUAUAUUAUUAUUAUUGUUGUUGUUAUUAUUAUUUUUUUUCACUUUUUUUAAACAAUAUUUUAAAAUUGUAUUUAAAGAAACUGUAUUGCAACACACAUGUGAGUGUUCAAAAUCCUCUUGAAACAGCAAAAAACAGCAGCAGCAAAAAACAAACAAAAAAAAAAGGUCAUUUCUGUACCAGUUGUGUUUUGUUUUACUGCCCAAGGCUGGGCACAGUUGUGUCUGAUCUUCAUCACAGAAAAAAAAAAUCAUAUCAAAAGGACUGUAAAACUGAACUUCUGUCCAGCAAAUUGUUUCAUUCCUUUCUCCAGAGCUUUCUUUAGGAUCCUUUCCUGUGUGUAGAGUUAAGGCUGAUGUUUCCAGCAAACUGUUUCAUUCCUUUCUUUGGGAUUGUUUCCUUUGUGUCAAGCUAAGGCUGAUGUUUCUCCAAGUGGCUCCUGGCUGCGUUGGGAACGGUUGGGUCUGGGUUUGGAUAACAUCCAAUCCAGAAGGACCUGGAGGCAACACGAGUGUCCAAGAGGAAAAUCUGGUGAGCCAGCAGCAACCUCAGAGCCUUCCCCAAAUCCCAGAGAGUUGGGGCUUCAGACCUGCCAGUGAACACCCUCCACUCUGUACCCAGAACAACCAAAGUUGGUAAGUCCGAACAGAGCACCUUAAUUCCACAGAAUUAUCCUUAAUCUGUUCUUAAAAGGCACAAAUCCAUCUUUCUACCCCUAAAAAGCAAGGCAGCUUGGGUUGGAAUAGUAGAGUUUCCAGCUGCCCUGCCUGAAAGAACCAGUUCUUAAAGCCUAUUUUUGUACAUGAAAAGAUGGAGAUUUCAAAGAAUGUUAUUUAGCCCUAUCUUUGUCCUGCAAGUAUAAAAAGAAUGAGUUCUCCAGCUGGAUUUCCCUGGGGAAUGGGGAAUGAUUUUUCAGUGUAAGAGGGAAGGGAAUCCCCAGUCAUCUCCUGCAGGGGCCCAGAGAAUCAGUGAGGAGCCUUUCCCAGGGGAGGGGGUGCUGCAGUUCCAGCUGCAUUUUCCAUUGGAUGAUGGAAAGACUCAAAAUAGGAUGGAAUUUCCAGCAAACUCCUCCUCACCCUGCAAAUUAAGCAUUAAUAAAUAUUCUGGGCUCAACCCUACCAGGGAGAGCAGAGAGGGAAGAGAGGGAACCAAGAUUCUGAUCAGAGGGUUCCACCCAACUUCCAUUGGAAAUUACUUUUGAACCAUUAUUAAAGUUUAUCAAAACUGGUUUUUAUUCAGCUCUGUCACACUCAGCUUUUUAUGAAACCUUUUCAUACCACAGUCACUCAAUCUUGGCAAAUGAAGCACCAGACUUCCCAAAGUCACAGUCCAGCACCAAGCCUUGGCCAUCCCCCCAAACCCAGGGCAGAGAUCCUGGGAUGAGCCAGGCUGGGGCACCAGGCAGGGCAAAGCUCCUCCCAAAAUCCUGCAGGGGAGCAGAGCUGUGCCACAGGGACCCUGGGGCGCUGAUCUGGGCUGGGCUGGGACACGGAAAUGGGAUGAACACGGCAAAUCUGGACAAAAAUCCACAUAAUGGAGCAUUUGUGAGAGUAGGAAUCACUUUGGCUGGUUGAGGCCCCACAGCUCUUGUAAUAAACCCUUGGAAUUCCCCCUUUGUUCCCUGAAAUGUUCCUGAUGUACACAAGAACUGUGUUGGUACUGAAGCAGAAAGCAAAUCCUGUGUGUUUUCAAGUGCAGAUUAACAGCUUCUCUUGGACAUAACUUUCCAUUAGGAAUGAAGGAAAUUCCUGCUCCAUUUGAGCCAUUUCUUUUACUUCGAUCACUUCUAGUAUUACAAAUUCUGCAUGUAACUUUAUAAAUAUUUUAAAUAGUUUUGUAAAUAUUUAAUAUUCAGCUAAUUUGAUUUUGAAUUGUAAAUGUCAAGUAUUCUGGUAUUGGGAUUUUUAUGUUUUAUUAUACUUUGUUAAAAGUUAAAUUGUACAUUUUUAGAAUGUUUUUAUCUGAGUAAAUUUAAUGUAUGGAAAAUAAAGAGUUAAACAGAAUCCCUUGGCACUGGCUUUCAUUUUAAAGGGAUUCAGCCUGGCAGCAGCAGGGAAUUAUUUUUAAUUCCUUUAAUUAUUUUGCUGUGAAAACGCCUAGGAAUAACCACACGAGCCAGAAUUAAGUUGGGAUGUAAUCCAUCCAUAUCAGCACUGUAUUAAUUUUAAAAAAGCAACAUUUUGUACAGGAAUAUCAGUCGAUCACGUCGUAAUUACAAGUACAGUUGUCAGUUAAUGAGUUAAACGAGUUCUUACACGAACAGAACUAAACAGAGAACAAGCUGCAUCGAAAAGUUCACGUCGGAGUAAAAACACAAAAGGACAAUAAAAAACGGGCAGGGGGCCCUGGGAGGAAGGAGAUGCAUGCAAAGAGUGGAGGAGAUACGAGGAGGAGGAGGAGGAGGAGGUACAACGCGUGCACCCCCCCAGUGCCAGGCGCUGCAGUAUUGCUUCUGUCCCCGCCGCGGGGAUCCCGCCACGCCUCGCUGGACAGCGCUGCAGGAACACAGGUUUGUCCCACGGGAGAGCUCCCCUCUGCACAGCCUGCCACACAGGAGCCUCCAGCCGUGCCACAGAUCAUUUGUUCAGCAGCGACUCCCGGCCCUGAGCUGCUUCUCCCGAUUGCCAGCCCGACCUCCGGGCUGGGAGCACGAUCCUAAGGAUCACCAGCUCAGAUGAACACACAGGGAUUGGGAAUUUAUAACAGACUGGAGUUUAUUUCAGUGUUACCUGUUGGGGUGUGCAUUUUACAGUUAGACACUUUCUAAACUACGAUAAAGCUGUGGUGUUUGGUAUGAGUAUUCCAGAAAGCGGCGCCGCCCCUGAGCGUGCGGCGCCCAAAAACCGGAGACACAGAGAGUUGUCCUUCCCCAGCUCACCCCAAGCACUUGCCUUAACUCCCUGCAGCACUGACACGAGUCUGAUGGAGCUGCAGAAGAAAAUGCUCCCCUUUGGAACAUUAAAAUGCUCUCAUGAGAAACCUUCCCAUUUAAAACCAAAAAAUUAAGGAAUCGUAGGGAGAUUUUCCAGCAAACUCACAGGAAACACUUUAGUUCCUUCCUGGUGCCUGUUUGCUUGUUUAAAGUAAAUCGAGUGUCCCUUUCUCUGCAAGUGUCACAUGCACAACUGGGCUCCUUUCAUCAGGUCCAGACCUGUAAAUGUGCCUGUGUGGAUUAUUAUUAGGGCAGGUUUCAAAGCUGGAGGUGCUCGUCUGUACUGUUUAAUAGUCACAAACAAGGCAAGGUGAGAUGAGACACCCGCUAAA